CAUUUUCAAAGACAAAAAGGGUAGACUUGUCCCCCCGAUUUCUCUGCUUCUUUUGCGCUGAGCUCGGUCACAACUCACAAAGAUUACGAUUACGGUCUUUCUCAGGCCUAUUUUGGAGUGUCAGUUGGAAAAACGUUGAAUUGGGAUUAACGGGGAGUUGGAUUACAGCUCACCGAGGCUUGAUCUGCUUCCUCCCGUUGACUGAUGUUAGGGUUUUAGUUUGAAUUUCGCCUUGUAAUUUAUAGCUUCUAGCUGAAUGAAGACUGUGGGAUGUAAAAAGUCUUUGACUUGAGUAAAUUAUCAGCUUGUUUGUCUCCAAUUCGUUGGGAUCACCUUUUGCUUUCUCGGGGGUUUUCUCCGAGGAAGUUGAUUAUUUUCCAUCCUGACAUUUUACUUGGUCUCUGCAUGAUGUCCUUGUCAUAGCCAUGGAUGAAUUGGUUUUGCAUGUGCCGAGCUCGCAGCUCAAUUUUGUAGUCAAAUUUGGUUUCUAUGAGCUUAACAGAGAGGCUUACUGGUGAAAGAUUUUUUCUUACUGUUACAGUAGAGAUGUCAUUUUGCGGACUAAGUUUCUGCUCAUCCACGGAUCUGCUUUUGGACUGAUAUGGCGUUCCUUGAAGUCUCACCUUGCUGGUUUGCUUAACCUUGAUGGAAAAGAAUCCGAGCAAGGUUGUGAUGGAUCAAGCGAAUUACGAGCAACCUUGGUAUAAUAAUGUUGAGACUAGAAAUGAGGGACCUAGUUCCACCAGCCAAAGGUUUUUGCAUGAUCCUUCGACCAACAUUAACACUAACUUGCGCCCUCCUGAUUACAACUUAUCAAUUAGAGCCAGACCUGUACUCAAUUACUCCAUUCAGACGGGUGAGGAGUUUUCCCUUGAAUUUAUGCGGGAAAGGGUGAAUCCCCAGCAGCACUUCCCUCCAAACCCAUAUGUAGAUCCUAGUAGUGGAUCUGGCUACAUGGAUUUAAAGGGGUCAGAAAGUGGGUCAGAUAUCGCAAUGAUCAACGGUGUGGAAAAAGGGCGUACUCAGGACUUUGAAAGGAAGGUUAUUCCCAAACAGGAACAUGAUUCAGUGCGAUCAGUGCCAAGAACCUCAUCAAGAAAUGACAGUAGGCGAGGAACUCAGAGUAAUACUUCAUCGGGGCCAUCAGAUUGUUCAUCUGUUAAGGUAAAGUUUCUCUGCAGCUUCGGUGGUACCAUUUUGCCACGCCCAAGUGAUGGAAAGCUUAGAUAUGUUGGAGGUGAAACACGCAUAAUUCGGAUAAGCAAGGAUAUUUCUUGGAAAGAGCUAGUGCGGAAGACUUUGGCCAUUUGCAAUCAACCUCACACGAUGAAGUACCAGCUUCCAGGUGAAGAUCUUGAUGCGCUUGUUUCAGUAUCAUGUGAUGAGGAUCUUCAGAACAUGAUGGAGGAAUGUAGUUUACUAGAUGAUGGAGGUUCACAGAAGCCCAGGAUGUUUCUAUUUUCCAGCUAUGACUUGGAGGAUGGAACAUGUGGUCUGGGAAGUGUGGACUGUGAUUCUGAGAUACAAUAUGUUGUUGCUGUGAACGGUAUGGAUUUUGGUUCAAGGAAAAACUCCAUCAAUUUAGCAAGUGCAUCUGGAAACAACUUGGAUGAGUUACAUAGUCUCAACGUUGAAAGGGAGAAUAGUCGAGUUGCAGCUGUCACAUCCAUUCCUACCAUAUCACCUUCGGCAGUUACAAAGCCUCCCUUGGCUAUUCAAUCUUCUCAACCGGGGGCUUUGACUUCAUCCAUCCCUUCUGCACAACCUUAUCAGGGACAGAAUACCCAUCAUUUGGGUGCCAGUCAGUACCCAAUAACUUCAACUCGACCUGUGGCGAGCUUGCAACAACUGGAAGGUUCUAACUCCUCUAACGCAAAGAAAUAUGCUAUCCUUAACCACCCUUCUUGCUAUGGAACAUCUGGAGAGACUUUGAUGCCUGUGCCUCUCCAUGGGCAUCCUACUAAGACAGGGGGUAUGGCUGAGGAGACGACACAGGGUGGCGCUCGUGUGCAAAAUGCAGAAGCAUCUAUCAAGGGUAACAAACUGAGAAGAGAUAGCUCUAGCCAGAAGAUACAUGAGUUAGAUGCAAUUCAAAAUGCAGAUAAGGAGGCACCAAAGGAACUGAAGAUGAAACGUGAUGGCUCACUCCAUAAGAUAAAUGAAGCUGUGUCUAUACCGAAUAAUGUUCAUAAAGAGGAAGCUGCAGCUACAAGACCUACAAAAAGUAAUACAAGACCUCAGGAAGGUUUACAGAAUCCUAAGAAUUUAAGUGAAGGAAAGAAGAAUGCAGGGGAUGAUCAAUACUCGUCCGGUGAUUCCUUCGCCCCCCCAGUCCGAGGCUGUUCUGACAGACUGUAGCUACCCUGAACAACCUGUAGUUCCUCAACCUGUCUUUCACUCCGAGCGAUUUCCCAGAGAGCAGGCAGAAUUACAUCGCCUGUCAAAAUCUGAAGAUUCAUUUGAUCCACAGGUUCUAAUGAAUCAGGCACGUUCUAGUGUUUCUCAACUAGUCAAUGAUUCAGUUAAUAAGUUACAUGAUACUCCAGCAACGCUCAUGCCUGAACAGUCUCUCCCAUCUGCAAAAGGGCAUCAUGUAAAUCCUCAGACCAUUCAGGAUGGACUGGCUCAGUUUGAACAGUACAAGGAAUUGGCCGAUAAUAUGAGUAAACCCAGUUCUCAUGUUCCCCCAGUGAAGGAGUCAAAGUCGCAGAAGUCUGACUCUAGGCAUGUAUUCUUUAAUAGCACUGAAAUUUCAGAAACUUCUCAGUUGAAAGCCAAAAAGGAAGGUUCGGGAUUGAUGCAUCCAGAUGCAAGUGAGAUUCAGGGACCUUCCAGCAAGCACCUGGAGAGUUCUGCUACGAGGUCAUCAGAAUUUGAUCAGUCUGAUAUAGCCGACAAUAAUAAUAUUGGCAGCAAUGCUAAGGGGCAGAUGCAACUUCCCAAACAACAGAUAGAGAACCCCGGAGGAGCUGUUUCUAAUGUGAAGUCUGCUGUCAUUGGUGCUCCUGAGCAGAUUACUAUUGAUAUCAAUGAGCGUUUUUCUCGUGAUUUUUUAUCUGAUAUAUUUUCACAAGCCAAGAUCCAUGAGAACAGCUCUACCAUUGGCCCAAUGCAUGUUGAUGGAGCUGGCUUGAGUGUGAACGUGGAGAAUCUUGAUCCAAAACGAUGGUCAUACUUUCGGAACUUGGCGCAGAAUCAAUUUUUGAGGAAGGAUGUAUCCCUUAUGGAUCAAGAUCAUCCUGCCUUUCCCCUCUCUUUGACAACUGCUGAAGGGAGCACUCCUCUUGAUUACAGCUAUCCUCCUUUUAAAACUGGUGGCAUUUCCUUGCCGGAAAUGGACCCACCCAUUAACUUUGAUGAAGACAUCCAACAACAGAAAUCCGUUAUUGUUGGGACUCAAACACUGGACUAUAGCCAUUCUCAGCUCAAAGGCCAGGAGAGCUUACAGUUGGAUGGAAUCAACUCGAGGAUGCCAGAAUCUGAAUACGAGGAUGGGAAGUCGGAUGUAAAUAAUACUGCCGGACCACUUCUUGACAUUUCUCUUGGAGAUUUUGACAUCAGUACGCUACAGAUAAUAAAAAAUGAAGAUCUAGAAGAGUUGAGGGAAUUGGGUUCAGGAACUUUUGGGACAGUCUAUCAUGGAAAGUGGAGGGGUUCAGAUGUUGCCAUUAAGCGAAUAAAAAAGAGCUGUUUCACUGGGCGGCCAUCAGAGCAGGAAAGGCUGACAGUAGAGUUUUGGCGGGAAGCAGACAUUCUGUCAAAACUUCAUCACCCCAAUGUCGUGGCAUUGUAUGGGGUGGUGCAGGAUGGACCAGGUGGAACACUGGCCACUGUGACAGAGUACAUGGUGAAUGGCUCUCUUAGACAUGUGCUGCUGAGCAAGGAGAGGCAUCUUGAUCGUCGUAAGAGGCUCAUUAUCGCAAUGGAUGCUGCAUUUGGAAUGGAAUACCUGCAUUCAAAGAACAUCGUGCACUUUGAUUUGAAAUGUGAUAAUUUGCUUGUCAACUUGAAAGAUCCGCUGCGACCCAUUUGCAAGGUAGGUGAUUUUGGUUUGUCAAAAAUCAAAAGGAACACAUUAGUUACUGGUGGUGUGAGGGGAACACUCCCGUGGAUGGCUCCAGAACUGCUGAACGGGAGCAGCAGUAAAGUUUCUGAAAAGGUUGAUGUAUUUUCCUUUGGUAUUGUGCUGUGGGAAAUUCUUACCGGUGAGGAACCUUAUGCCAAUAUGCAUUACGGAGCAAUUAUAGGUGGCAUUGUCAACAACACACUGAGGCCUCCCGUACCAGGCUUCUGUGACCCGGACUGGAAAUUGCUAAUGGAGCAAUGCUGGGCACCAGAUCCUUUGGCACGCCCAGCGUUCACUGAAAUUGCCGGACGAUUGCGUGUCAUGUCUGCCGCAGCAUCUCAAACCAGACAACAGAAUCAUCAGCCUCAGAACCAGGCACAGAAGUAGGGUGCUGCACCUGCCUUCCCCUUGGUGGGUCCAUUGUCAUCGAUUCGAUGGUAAAAGAAAGAGUUGGUUUUCACUUGUUUCAUCCUCUUGUGUGCGGCACCGUCGCCCGCCAAUUGUAAGGGUUGAACUAUAGGAUGUGUGCUUAAAAAUAUUAAAAGGAAGAAGAAAAAAAUGACAGAGUGAGAGAUAAGAGAUUAGUAUUUGUGUGCAGAGAACUACUAUUUUUGGUGUCAAUAGGUAUUACUGAACUUCUUAAACAGUGGGAAUUAGUCUGUACAGCUGGGAGAAUUCUGGGUCCUCGUUGUUCAUAAAGGGGAGUCUUUUAAAUGUAACUUUUUGUUGGUGUGAUUAUGUGUUCAUAAACACGAGUACCGUCCUUCUAACAGCCUAUUGUUUUUCAGUUUUGGGUUGAGUUCAUACAGG
Messenger RNA from Linum tenue, 4876 nucleotides. NCBI's taxonomy places the organism in Eukaryota, Viridiplantae, Streptophyta, Magnoliopsida, Malpighiales, Linaceae. The record is from the annotation of a GenBank genome assembly.